This is a messenger RNA of Penicillium canariense, 1701 nucleotides long. RefSeq lists its product as uncharacterized. The coding region runs from base 1 to 1701 and encodes 566 amino acids. Gene Ontology annotation, cellular component: membrane. Gene Ontology annotation, biological process: amino acid transmembrane transport. Gene Ontology annotation, molecular function: amino acid transmembrane transporter activity. The transcript has 7 exons. NCBI's taxonomy places the organism in Eukaryota, Fungi, Ascomycota, Eurotiomycetes, Eurotiales, Aspergillaceae. The record is from RefSeq and is a predicted model, not a curated record.
AUGGCGACAACAAGCGAGAUCUCGCAAGGCAAGGCCGAAAUCAUAGGGAAAGCAAAUACCGAAAUUGACAUUGAGCGAACGCCCACGACGGCGACGGAGCAGCAUGGCGGCGUUAAGGACAUAUCGUUGGAGCCGCUCACGGCUGGUUAUCACCGAUCCCUCACCAGGCGCAAGGUCAUGAUGAUGACCUUUGGAGCUGGCAUUGGAACCGGCCUGUGGGUGGGGACAGGCCAAGCAUUGCGUUACGCUGGCCCUGCUGGAACUGCUGUGGCAUAUACCCUCACCGCCAUUAUUGUAUAUGCCCAGUAUUCCUCAAUCGGCGAAAUGACAACGUACAAGCCGGUUCAUGGUGGAUUUAUUCGGCAAUGCAUUGAAUAUAUCGACCCAGCAUGGGGGUUCGCGAUCGGCAUGAAUUUUUGGUUUGCGUGGGUGAUGAUUAUCCCGGCAGAAAUUACGGCAGCAGUAUCGGUGCUUCGAUUCUGGCCCGAAACGAACGCGGUUCCUCUUGCAGCAUAUAUAACAAUAUUUUUGGUGGUUAUCGGGAUCGGAAAUAUGUUCCACGUCCGGGUGUAUGGCUAUAUCGAAUACUAUAUGUCAUUUAUCAAAUGCCUGGCGAUCAUACUGAUGAUUUUCUUCCUGUUCAUCAUGACCUCCGGGGGCAUUGCUGCUACAAAUGGUCCCAUCGAAUUCCGCUAUUGGAAGAAUCCAGGAGCCUUCAACAAUGGCAUCAAGGGAAUUGCCAAGGCUUUUGUGCAAGCUGCUUUUAGCUUUGGUGGCGGUGAGCAUAUAGCUGUGAUUGCGGGCGAAGUAGCAAACCCGCGGCACACCAUCAAAAAGACGGUACGGCCCGUAUUCUGGCGCAUGUUUACUUUUUUUCGUGGUCAAUAUCUGGCUGGUCGUGGAACGUUGGGAAGCCCAUUCGUUAUUGCCAUUAAGCGUGCAGAUGUGUAUGGACUCGCGCACGCUAUCAACGGUUUCAUCUUCCUCAGUGUCAUUAGCUGCGGGAUUACAAGUGUCUACGUGGCCAGCCGCAGUUUGACAGCGAUGGCGGACAUGAAACUCAUUCACCCUUUCUUUGGGAGAAAGGAUAAGCACGGCCGACCCUAUGUGUCGAUAAUUAUCAGCUUGGGCCUGGGGGGUGGCUUGUGUUAUCUCAACCUCAACACUGUCGGUGUAACUGUCUAUAGCUGGUUCUCGGCUCUGGUUGCUAUCGCAACGCUAUUUGAAUGGUCAUCCUGCUAUAUUGCCCACCUGAGGUUCCGACAAGGGUUGAAAGCACAGGGCAAAGAUCUUCGUACCCUUCCGUUUACAGGCUUCCUCACCCCAUGGGCUCAAUACCUGAGUCUCAUCAUCGUCGCCUUCAUUUUCGGCUGUGAAUUUUACUUGGCUUGUUGGCCGUUUGGAGAGAAAGGCUCCGUGAGGAGCUUUUUCUCUAGCUACCUGGCAGCUCCGCUGUUUGUGUUCGACUAUUUCGCUUACAAGGCAAGUCCAGGUUCCUGCAAGAAUGAAUUCAGUCUGACACCGGAUAAACAGUACUAUUACAAGACCAAGAUUGUCAAGCCAAAAGAAAUGGACUUUAGCGAGGCAUAUUACUUUGAUGAAGAGGAUCGUUUGAAUGCGCUAGCAGCUCAAGAGAAGGAGCAAGAGUCGAAUGAGAAAGCCGCGUGGCUGAAGCGCGCGCGAUACUUAGUAUUUGGAUAA